GCUUCUUCAAUCCGGGCCGCACAUCACCGCUCAGCCGUCAGGAGACCUGCUCUUUCACAGUGUUCGAGAGACAGACAGGGGAUCUUAUUAUUGUCAGGCUUCUAAUUCCUUUCUACAAAGGGUUAUAACUUCUAGAAAGAUCUUUCUGGAAGUUUUAGCACCUCCAUCCGUGACUAUCUGGCCCCUGGCAGUGAUUUCCGCAGUGGGAGCGGAGGUGGUUAUUCAGUGCCAGGUGUCAGGACACCCUGUUCCUUCUAUUAGGUGGUCAAAACGUGGCCAGUCUGUGAGAACAGGAGGCAAGAUAAACAAGGGGUAUACAUCUGCAUAUUCCAUAGUGAGAAAUGCAACUCUUUACAUCUCCUCAGUAAGAAACUAUGAUGAAGGUUUUUACACAUGCUCCGCAUCCAAUUCUGUGGGACAGGAUGAAAAAACAACCAGCCUACACAUAGCUGCAAAGCCGGUCAUUGUGAUAUUUGUGGGAUCGGUGAACGUUUCCAAGGGAGGCACUAUCACUCUUCCAUGCCAAGCCGUUGGAAAUCCACCACUGAAAUACAGUUGGCGCAGAAGUGCUCUUCAGACACCUCUAUCACUUUCAGCACGCAUACACAUUGAUGAUAAUGAGACACUGCACAUCUUUAAUGCCCACCAGUCAGAUGCGGGAGAUUAUUACUGCACCGCUGAAAACAACAUAGGUCAGGAUAGAAGAAAGACCACUAUAAGAGUUGUCUCUGCUGAUCCUGAGGAUUCAUUAUUUACAAUCCCAGGAAUCAAGCCAGAACAACCUACAAAUCCAGCCAAUGAAAGAAAUCUAAAAUAUUAUAAAGAAACACAUCUCACAUCUAGAGACCCGGAGAACUCACUCACACAUCCAAUCAUUCCGACCAUGUUUGCCUCCUAUGCUCUCUUCAAUGAUCAUGACAGUAUGGACACAGGAGAAAAUCAGAAAUCGAAAGACCUUCUUAAAUCACUCGUGCCACAAUCAAUCUCCUCUUACCCCAAACUCCUAGAAACACCUACAGAAAAAGAUUAUGAGCAUGUUACUUCAAACCCGCCUCCAGAUCAGCCAACAAUGCACCCAAUCCAUACAAAACCUGAGUCAUUGUCUGCGCUCAAUGAUCAAAUGCCUCCUCAAGGAUUUUCUGACCAGCCUACCAAGUCAAAGCAAGAACAAUCUUCUCCCGGCUCGGUUGUUCAUGAUCUUAAACUGACCCAGACCUCUGGGUUCAUGCUGAAUAAUGUGAACAGCAUCACCAGUUCAACUCCUGUGGGAAUUCAACGGUACUGGAGUCAGCCUGCAGAGCAACUUACAGCCACGAAGGCACCACAGGCGAAUAAUACUGAAUUAGUUGAAAUGUUAAAUAAAACCACAUCAAAGGCCCCCAUGAGGACCACAGACAACAAGGCCAGAGAGAAGAGGAAGUUACAGAGUUGGCUGCCUGUGCUAGAAAAACAUGAUAUUCCAAUUGUGCUAGGAGUGGGAGUUUCCCUGGCAUUUAUUUUGAUUACCAUGGCUUUCUACUCUUUGCUUCAGAAAAAUGACCCUGCAGCCAAACCUGGACGAGCAGCUCUCAGAGGCCUUGGUGGGCGCUGCAGACCUGGUGAACAUCUUGCAAUUGAAAGAACAUAUGAUAAUAAAGCAUUUGAAGAUGACAACAUGGUUGCUGUUAUUGAACAAAGCCCAAACAUGUCUGAGAUGAGAGCCCAUCCCACAGCUUCCAGUCCAUCCACCUUGCUAAUGGAACCAUGUUAUGAUGACACGCAAGAAGUAGUCCAGCCAUGCCAAGACAUGCCAGUUGUAGUGGAAACACACCCAGAGCCCUCUGAGGAGGAGCAGUUAGAGACCUCAUUAGAGGAAGGCAAAGUCACGCCCUCUCUCCCAUCUGACAUCCAACUUCAGUGUAUGGAGGACUGGAGGAGCCAGGAUUUGGGACAGUGCCAAAGAGAUGCUCCUUCACCACCCCCUUCCAAUCCUUUGGGCACUCAGGAAGGGGCUCUCCGCUCUUCUCUGACCCUGCAGACCAGUGAUUCCUCCACUACCCCAGUACAUCACAGUAUCAGCCUCUCCCAUGCCUCCUGCCCACUAAUGCUGUCCCACUGUGUCACCCUAGGCCUGACCUCCGUGGCUGUUGAUGUUCAUUUCUACCCAUCCACACCUGCGCAAUAUGGACCGCUGAGACCUCAGAGCGGUUCCCGGCAUGAGCAUGAACAAAACGCUCUGUCUGCCCACCAUGGCAAAUGAAUUAUGGGAAAUAAACUUUGGCACAGCUUCUAACUACUUGAAUGCUCAUUAAAGAUAAGCAAAGACAUGCCUCGCUCGCUUCAGAAGGAAAGAUGUAAUUAAACUUCAUUUUUGUCUAAUUUAUAAGGUGCUGUUGUUUUGCUAAAUUUUUCUGCAUUUACAAUUCUCCUGUUUUACUUUCCUGGUGAUAGUAUGAGUACAUCAUACAUUUAUUUAGGAGACAAAACAAAAUAAUGUCUAUCAGAUGCCAAGAAU
Molecule: messenger RNA, 2494 nt
Organism: Clarias gariepinus (North African catfish)
Lineage: Eukaryota; Metazoa; Chordata; Actinopteri; Siluriformes; Clariidae
Exons: 13
Coding region: 884-2239 (451 amino acids)
Source: RefSeq, a predicted model, not a curated record